ACUGCUCACCAGCUCCUGGAGGGGGCCGGGGAGGCUUUCUCCAGGGCUGGGAUGAACAACUUGAACAGAAACUCAUUGCCGGGUGCCUCCCCCACCGUGCAAGCUGCCUCUGAUUCCCAGGUUCACCGUCCUCUCCUGGGACCCUGAGGACACACAAAGCCAGGCAUCGCCCUCCGCUGAGAGCCAGGCUGCAGACGGAUGCUGAGAACAGGAAGGGCGUGCGAGGACCGCUUUGGCUUCACCCCUGCUUCUAACUGUUGCGGGUACCGGGUGCCCAGUCCCGAGGAGCCGUGACAAUGGAGGCUCUCCCCAGGGCCCUGGAGGUCGAGGAGAAGUCUCCGGAAUCCAAGGACCUGCUGCCCAGCCAGACCGCCAGCUCCCUGUGCAUCAGCUCCAGAAGUGAGUCUGUCUGGACCGCCACCCCCAGGAGUAACUGGGAAAUCUACCGUAAACCCAUCGUCAUCAUGUCGGUGGGGGGCGCCAUCCUGCUCUUCGGCGUGGUCAUCACCUGCCUGGCCUACACCCUGCACCUGGGCAACAACAGCCUUAAGGUCCUUAAGAUGAUCGGGCCCGCCUUCCUGUCGCUGGGACUCAUGAUGCUGGUGUGCGGGCUGGUGUGGGUGCCCAUCAUCAAAAAGAAACAGAAGCAGAGACAGAAGUCCGUUUUCUUCCAGAGCCUCAAGUCCUUCUUCCUGAAUCGCUGAUGGCGGCCAACAGCUCUGUUCUCCCUGUCGCCCCGCCCCCUCCACCGGGAGGAGGUCUGACAAGGACAUCAACGUCCCCAUCUUCUUGGGGGUGGGGCUAGCCAUAAAGCAGACCAGCGAAGCCUCUUCCUGGCCCUGCGGGGAAGAGCUCAGGGCUCCGAGUGCGGCCGGAGGGGGCUGCUGGCUGUGUCUCAUUUAGGCUCUCUGUAACUGCCCUGCCUCCCCUUAGACGCUGGCCGCAGGCAUCCCCUUUCAAGGCUCACUCCCUGCUCCUGCAUCCAGGUACCAGCCAUCUAACUCUCUCCGCAGAGCGCUAUGCAUGUUGGGAAAUUCCUCCGGCCAGGCCGUGCCCCAAGGAGAGCCUCCUGUUUCUGCAUCUGAGUGCCUGAGCUGGAUUCGCCCAUUUGCACCCUUCUGGGACCCAAACUGACCGGUGGAGGUCCCUCUGAGUGCCUGAGCUGGAUUCGCCCAUUUGCACCCGAACUGACUGGUAGAGGUCCCUCACAGAAGAGCCAGAAGACUGGUCUGGCUCCCUGUGUUCACCAGCCCCAGCUCUCUCUGUGGGCAAGAUACUGAUUGGCAUUUCAAGAGACGAGACGAGUCACAUGUAUAAAACACGGCGAAGAGUGAACAGUAAGGGUGGCCAGGGAGAAACGCUUUGGAAGAAGGCGCGUCCCCCCUCCCCCGACCCCAGAAAAGGCGCUGGGAGUCAGCCAGCUGAGGAAAUUUAACUCCGGGUUAUAGAGUUUUUACAUCAGAGGCUGUGUGGGCUGGACUGGGGGUGCCACAGUUUGACCUUCUAGUUCCCCUGUGAACUUGACAAUUGGCCAAGCACAAGUGCAUGUUGCCCUGACUCCCCCUUUCCCCCUGUCUACCCGGCCCCACCCCCAAUUCUAGGACAGCAAGACAGAGACCGCAGAGGGAUUCUGUAAGAUUGUUCUGUCCUUCACCUCCAUCGAGGACCAGAGACCAUGCGCCGCACCUGAACGGUCUGUGGGUUUCCAGAGAGAGAGGAUUUGCUUUAGAAAAAUCCCAAUGUCUGCUCUCCCUGCCUAUAGCCACCGAAGGAUCGAACAUUUACUGGGCGCCCUUCUCUGGGGCCAGGCCCUGGGAUGGGAACCGGCCAGACAACUUCGUUCCAAAGCGAGACAUAUGGCCAGGCCGAGGUGCGGCUGCAACACCCGUGCUGGGCGCACUAUGGGGGAAACGUGGCAGGUGCAGGAACACAGAGGGGGCAUCUCGCCCAGACAGGGGAGAGGACGGAGGGAUUGCGGACUGUGCCAUUGGAAUGGAGGACAACAGGAAAGAUAAGAGCUA
Messenger RNA from Felis catus (domestic cat), 2021 nucleotides. RefSeq names its product phosphoinositide interacting regulator of transient receptor potential channels (gene PIRT). Gene Ontology annotation, biological process: positive regulation of cation channel activity; phosphatidylinositol-mediated signaling. The transcript has 2 exons. Gene Ontology annotation, molecular function: transmembrane transporter binding; phosphatidylinositol bisphosphate binding. The coding region runs from base 297 to 704 and encodes 135 amino acids. The record is from RefSeq and is a predicted model, not a curated record. Lineage: Eukaryota; Metazoa; Chordata; Mammalia; Carnivora; Felidae.